Molecule: messenger RNA, 1813 nt
Organism: Megalopta genalis
Lineage: Eukaryota; Metazoa; Arthropoda; Insecta; Hymenoptera; Halictidae
Gene: xit
Product: ALG6/ALG8 family glucosyltransferase xit
Biological process (GO): protein N-linked glycosylation; dolichol-linked oligosaccharide biosynthetic process
Cellular component (GO): endoplasmic reticulum membrane
Molecular function (GO): dolichyl pyrophosphate Glc1Man9GlcNAc2 alpha-1,3-glucosyltransferase activity
Source: RefSeq, a predicted model, not a curated record
CUGGUGGAAGGGGAAGGGAGUCAGUUGGUUGGAGCAAUGGAGUUGGAGUGUUGGAACUGGUUGGAGCGUUGGAGCUGUGCUCGCAGCGUCAGGUAACCGUUCUGUCUUUCGUGUGUAUCGAAGAAUGUUUUAUGAAAUUGUAAAAUUAUCACCGCGAUGUCUGUGAAAAACUGUAAAGACAAUAAAAAAUCAAAGAGUACGAGGAAAGGUUAUGCUACGUCAGUGAAAUGGAGUCCAAACAAAGUUCUUUUACAAGUAUUCAUUCUCGUCACAUGUCUCAAGAUACUUUUGAUUCCAAUAUAUUAUUCUACAGAUUUCGAGGUACACCGCAACUGGUUAGCCAUAACACAUAGUUUACCGAUUCAAGAAUGGUACAUUAAUACUAAGUCCGAAUGGACUCUAGAUUAUCCGCCAUUGUUCGCAUGGUUCGAAUACCUUCUGAGCCAUUUAGCAAAGCUGGUUGAUACCGAGAUGCUCGAAGUGGAUAAUUUGAACUACGCAUCCUCUGGUACUGUUUUCUUCCAAAGAGGUUCGGUUAUACUCCUGGAUAUACUGUUUGCUUGUGGAGUAAGAGAAAUUGGAAAAGUGUUUUGUAACUCCUCCGAUAGCUAUACAAUUUUUGUAAUUCUAUCAUUAUGCAAUAUGGGAUUGCUGGUAGUGGAUCAUAUACACUUCCAAUAUAAUGGAUUUCUACUUGGCAUUUUAUUAUUAGCCAUUGCAAAUGUAUCCAGGAAAAAUAAUCAGAUUUCAAUGCUGCAAGGAACUCUAUGGUUUGCUUUGUUAUUAAAUUUAAAACACAUCUAUUUAUAUGUAGCACCAGCUUUUGCUGUCUGGUUGUUAAAAUCCUACUGUGUGAACAGUAAUUGUUUCUUGAAACGUUUAUGCGAACUGGCAAGCAUAGUUUUUGCAACUUUACUGAUUUCAUUUGGCCCAUUUAUAUCUCAAUUAUCACAGGUGUUAUUGAGGUUGUUCCCAUUUAAAAGGGGUCUUGUACACGCGUAUUGGGCUGCGAAUGUAUGGGCACUGUACAUAGGGUUGGAUAAAGCAGUGGCAACUACUUUGAAACUGUUAGGUUGGAUAAAAGCUACGAAGACAGCUGUGAUGACUGGUGGCUUGGUACAGGAACAGUCGUUAAUUGUAUUACCAACGCCGACUCCAGUUGUAACAUUAUUACUAACACUUAUCUCGAUAUUGCCUACACUGUACUGCUUGUUUUUCAAAGAAGAUUGUGACAAAAAUCCGAAGCAAUUUAUAAGAUGCCUGGUGCUUUGUGCUUUGUCUUCGUUCAUGUUUGGCUGGCACGUACACGAGAAAGCUAUUUUAACUGCUAUUGUGCCACUCUGUGUUUUGGCUGUAAUUGACAAAGACGAUGCUAGAAUAUUUUUAAUUCUAAGCAGCGCUGGACACACCGCACUUCUGCCGUUACUUCAUCCAAACAACUUAACACCGUUAAAAAUAUUAAUGCUCUUAACGUCUAUGGUCGUUUCGCUCUUAGCUAUUUCGCGAAAGUUCAAGCAACACUUGCUACGCUAUCACGAAACUAUCUAUGUUAUUAGUCUACCAUUUUUAACAGUAUACGAAACUGUACUGCACAAACUAAUAUUUCACAAUAAAUUGCCAUUCCUGCCUCAGGCAAUCACCUCCACAUAUUGUGCAGUAGGUAUCGGUUACUCUUGGCUGUUAUAUUAUUACAUGUUCCUGCGCUACAACGAGAACAUUGAGGGUCAAAAAGAGAAGAAAGAAUAACAACGUUUAUUCAUUCCAUAUUUAAAAUAGUGUACGAGAAGAUAAAUAUCUUUAUAUUUUAAUGUUA